AUGGGUUGCUGUAGCCACUUCAAUUUCCUAUUUCUCUGUUUUCUUCUUAUCUUCUCCAACAUUAUAUCUACCUCUAUAGCCAAGAAAUCUUCUUCUUCUUCCCAUCCACAUGUCAAAACCCUGGUUCUUCCUGUAACCAAGGUCCAUUCCAAUUUCGGACCAGACCAAUACGUUACCGAGAUAAAAAAGAAGACUCCUCUUCUCCCCAUUAAAGUCUCAAUAGAUAUUAGCCUUGACAAGCCUUUUCUAUAUUGUGAACGAUCCUAUGUCCGUUACACCUAUAAGCCUAUAAACUGCAGCUCUCCUCUUUGCUCUUUUGCCAACUACCCUCUCAACCCUUGUUACAGCGAUAACACUUGCGCUUCCUACACCUAUAAUAAUAUUGGCGAUAGAUAUGCCAGUGGUCAGUUAAUCCAAGACAUCGUCACCGUCAAAUCCAUCGAUGGCCGCUCUGUUUCUGUGCCUAACUUCAUCUUCGUUUGCUCCAUCGAAACCUUCUCGUUGGGUGGCCUUGCUAGUGGUGUCAAAGGUAAGUUUGCCAUUUGCUUGAGCCCCUUUGAAAGUUCUAAUGGCUCCAUCUUCAUUGGGAAUGGACCUUAUGUUUUGCAACCUGGAAACAUUGAUGUUUCCAAGUUUCUCACCUAUACAACUUUCAUCACCAACUACUAUUAUAGGGAAUUCUACCUCUUAUUGAAGGCUAUCAAGGUCGAUGGCAAACUUGUUCCAUCUGAUACAUGGAAAUACAAGCUAACCUUCAACUACGAUAAGAGUGACAUUAAUGGUGGAACAAAGAUUGGUACUGUCUAUCCCUACACAGUCAUGGACAGUGUGAUACUUUCUUCUGUGGUUGAUGAAUUUGUGAAAGCAUUGGGGAAGAACAUCCCGAGAGUAGCAAAUGUGACUCCAUUCGAUGUUUGCUUUAACUCGACCGGCAUUGCGAGGACACACCUUGGCCCGGCUGUGCCUACCAUUGAACUUGUGUUUAACAACAAUGCGGUUUGGAAGAUAUAUGGAGCUAACUCCAUGGUGGAGGUUUCCAAGGAUGUCAUGUGUCUUGCUUUUGUAAGCAAAAAGGGUGGUUUCUGGUCAAGAGCUACCGUUGAGAUUGGAGGUUAUCAAUUAGAAGACAAUCUUGUUCAGUUUGAUCUAGAUAACCACAGGGUUGGAUUCAGCUCUUCUCUGCUCUCCAAACGGACUUCUUGCUCCAACUUCAAGUAUACAAAUCAUGCUUAAUUGAAAACCCAUAUCCAUAUGGACAAGCUAAGGUUUCAAUAGCAGCGUUUUAUUUUAUUUUAUUUUCUUGUUAAGGUUUCAUAUAAUCUGAUUUGAGUAGUAAUGACAAUCCUUGACAAGCGGAUGGUGUUAUCUUAAUCAACUACUAUUUUUUUCUAAGGAUUAAUUUCCUUUUUAAAAUUAUGGGUUACAUAUAAUAUUUUAUGUCAUAGUGUUUCACAAUUCAUGGUAUUGACCACAUGAUGUUGUAUUAUUUGUCCAUUGAAAGAUUUUAUAAUCCUAUAGCUUUCAUCCUUACUAUACUUUCAAUUUAAAUGGAAACUCCUUCUUACUUCAAUUAUAAAAUGUUAUGGAUCUUGGAGGAUAGUUUCUGUGGUUUGAUUGUAUUAGUGAGCACAGUUCAUCUUCAAUGUACCACAAAUAUCCCAUCAGCUGUGUUUGUAGCAAAAAAUCAAUGUUAAAAACUUGUCCAAGGCAA
This is a messenger RNA of Ziziphus jujuba (common jujube), 1711 nucleotides long. Its product is annotated as probable aspartic proteinase GIP2. NCBI's taxonomy places the organism in Eukaryota, Viridiplantae, Streptophyta, Magnoliopsida, Rosales, Rhamnaceae. The record is from RefSeq and is a predicted model, not a curated record. Bases 1 to 1233 code for a protein of 410 amino acids. Gene Ontology annotation, molecular function: aspartic-type endopeptidase activity. The transcript is spliced from 2 exons. Gene Ontology annotation, biological process: proteolysis.